Messenger RNA from Linum trigynum, 5865 nucleotides. Lineage: Eukaryota; Viridiplantae; Streptophyta; Magnoliopsida; Malpighiales; Linaceae. The record is from the annotation of a GenBank genome assembly.
UAUGCUCAUUAGAAUAUAAGGAAUUCACAUAAAUAAACUUAAAGUAAAAUCUUACGGAAGCAUAAUUUAACGAGUGAUCAUAAUAAUAUAAAAUGGAAAUCAUAUUAAUACUUGAACGUAAAUCAAUUAAGUCGUGUAACUACUUAAAUACGUUAAGUGGGUUACCAACUAUUCCCCUCGAACCAACCCACAUUAUCGUCAAUCGUUGAUGAUCAUGGUACGUUACUCGAUCCUCUUCAUCUGGUAUUGAUUUUGUUUCACGGGAAACCAAAUAUCCAUCGCCGGGGGUGCCAAAUUGUUUCGGGCGAUGUUGAUUUGAUUAUUUCACCUAUGACUUAUGAAAACCAAGAAGAUUGUUACUCGGUCACACCUCUCCAAACAAUGUUCGAACGAGGGUGUUUGAGAUUUUUGGUGGAAUCUACAUUAGACUACUCCUAUGGAGAUUCCUGUGGAGAGCUCCGCAACUACACUACGACUACGACUAUGAAGAUCCUUCCUGGAAGGAGAGCUCCGCAAAGUAGUUACAGAGAAAGAUGUAAAGUUUUGACAGAGUUGUUUUGUGUUUAUUUUUUGUUGUCUCCCAUUCUCUCUCCUUGCUCCAACGCUUUUAUCAAAAGCAUCUUUGUAAUCCUCACGUUGUGCAACCGUCUUGCAGUUGCCACGCCCCUCACUCAUCAACCUCCUCGAUCUCAUUUAUGCUCUUCUCUCCACUUGAAUUACACGCUGAACACAAAUGAGCUGCAACACAACCCAACAACUCUGUUGUUCGAACCACGACAUUGUUUUUCCGCAGGUGUAACAUCGUGCUUAACCAAACAAUAGUGUUGUUGACACCACGAUCUUGUAAGACUCGCGAAGAUGUUUUUAUUAAACAACGAUGUAUGCCUUGACCCACAACACCAUCAAACUCCUCAUAUUGAUAAGCUUGCAACUUCGUCAACCUCUCGACAUCUUUGAACUCGCGAUGUCGUUGACCUAACAACAUCGAUGCCGUGAGUUAAAGAACCUUGUUGUGCUCGUAACUUUAUUAGCCAUGAUAACAUCAAUGACCUCACAGCUUUGUGAAAGUCACAGCACCGCUGAACUCACCACAUCAUAAUUCAUUACGAUAUUUUAGCUCGUGGCGUGUUUAGGAGAAAAUCGCCAAAUUCACGGCAUUGUUAAACUCGGGACACUCAUACCAAGGGCUCAGCUCGCGGUGUCGUUGAUUCGGGCUCAAAUGUACACAUUUUACCCAACAUUUCUUAUUCGUUUAGCUUAGUAUUUCAUAGUUCCUCGACAUAUUUCACGCUAGGUUGUGCUUGUUUUGAUACAUUUCAGGUCCUAGCACAUGUGGAAGGGUCGAGGAUGAGUUUUGGGAUAUUUGGAGGUCAAAAUGCGCAAAAACCAAAAAAACAGCCGCAGUUCACGACCAAACGAGGCAGUUUACGGUCUCCUAAGACCGUGAACUUUGACCAAAAAACAUGAACACCGAGGCAUCCAGCGAGGUUCCUGCACUCAGCUAGGGUUUAAAAACUUGGGCUCUAGCCGGGAUCAAUUUGUGGUGUAGUUUCCUGCAUGUCAUUCGUUUAGACUCGCGACGUUUAGACUAAACAAUAUUGAGCUUUACGGUAUUGUCACCCACCGACCGCGGCGUCGUUGAGAUCUCAACCUUCGACGCUGUUGAACUCACCAUAUUGAGCUCGAUAACCUCAUGCCAUUGAACUCACAUUAUUGUUGAUCUCACAACAUUAUUGAACUUUUCAAUCUGGCUCACCUUCUGUUUACACCAUAAAAUUUAUCUUGUACCACAUUGGUGAGUUACAAGAUAAUUAAUGAGUUUAUAAGGCCACACCCAUUAUAACAAUUAAUGUUGAUUAAGUUGGGUCUUAUGAAUAUUGAUUUUAAGCCCAAACCACUUAGUCUCGAGAGGGACAUGCCGCCUCAACGAAGAGGGCCAUGUUCGUCUAAAAUCUAGAGGCACAUGCCGCCUCAACGAAGAGGGCCAUGUCCAUAUAGAAAUUGAGGAGCACAUGCCGCCUCGCGACCAAUACGGAAUGACUGAAAAAUAAGCUAAGUCUGGAAGAGGUACAUGCCGCUUCAAGGAGAAGCAUGUGCCACUUCAACGAGAGGUCCAUGCCACUUCACGAGAAGGGGCAUGGACGCGAGACAAGAUGAGACGUCCAUGCCACUUCAUGAGAAGGGGGCCAUGCUGUGUCACGAGAAGGGCCACAGACAUGACUGAGAAGUCUAUGGCCGCGAAUGAGGAGGCCAUGUCACCUCAUGAUCCAAAAUAUACCAAGUCUGAGAAGGCCAUGCCGCCUCACGAGAAGGGUCAUGUGCAUGAUUAAGGGGUCCAUAGCCGUGUCAUGUGAUGGCCAUGGACGCGAAGCAAGAAGCAUUAGAAAUUAUUGAAAAUACUAAGUAUGGAAAGGCCAUGCCGCAGCAUGAGAGGGGCCUUGUGCAUGAUUGAGAAGUCCAUGCCACUUCACAAGAGUGUCCAUGGACACGAAUGAGAAGGGCGUGGUGGUGGAGCACUAUAUUAGUAAUGACUAAGUCCCAAGUGGGCCAUGGACAUGGGUAAGAAAUCCAUGGCCAUGAGACAAGAGAACCAUGACCUUCUUUGCGAGAUACUACAUGCUCGUCAAAAGAGUAGCAUGGCACGAGAUUCAAAACAAUACUAGGCGAGGCAAGCUACACUCCAAAACCCACGAUGGUUCCAAGAGAGGCACCUAGGCGGUUGAAGGAGUAACCACCACUUCGAGGAAGCAGGGAGCGGUUCUUUUUGGGAGUUAUCCAAGAGGCAGUUUUCUACCGAAGAAGGAGGAGCGGUUCUUUGUAGGAGUUAUCCAACAAGCGGUUUUCUAUGGCGGUUACCUCCUCGAGGCUAUAAAUAAGAGGAGGGGUCAACAGAGACAGAGGUUCCAAAACCAACACUUUGACGCACAUGUCAAUUUUAUCCUUUACCUUUUCUCUAUCAUGUAGCCAUAGAUGUAGUUCGUAGUUUGGAGCUCUCGCCGAACCUCCAUAGGAGUAGAAGUAAUUUAAUUUAGAUCUUGUUACCAAAAACCAAUAAUCAAACACCCUCGUUCGAACUUUGUUUGAAGAGGUUUGAGUCGUGUCUUAGAAAUCGUUGUCCAUAGAAGUCAAAGGUCCAUAGAAGUCUUAGAAAUCGUUUUCUCGCCGGAAAAUAAAUUUGGCACACCUGGUGGGAUCUUGUGUUUGAUUUGAUGGCUCCAAGACAGAGACAACAAGAAGGUGAUCUCUUACCUGGGCUUGUGAAGAAGCAUGUGGCUAAGUUUGAAUUUGGCCAAGAGAUGAAGGAUGUUUCCAGAAACAAUGGCAUGGUGGAGACUUCGUCACCGGCGGCACCAAGUGUUGAUAUAACCACCAACAUCAAGUUACUUCACAAGAUAUUAGAGAAAGACCGCAAGAUGAUGGUGGAGAAUCUUCAAGCUUUGGAGGAGAACCGCAAGAUGAUGGCGGAGAACCGUCAAGCCAUGGAGGAGAACCGCAUGUUGAUGGCGGAGAACUGUCAAGCCAUGGAGCAACAUCGUUAUUCCUUGGAAGGAUGCCUAGUCAGCCUUCAUCUUGGUGCCCAACAAGUAAGCCUCCGCCUAGCAUCUCUCAUUUCUCAUCUAGAUAAUCGUGUAAGUCAACUUAUAGAGUUGGUUAACAAAAAUAAUGAUGAUUUCAAUGAUUUGAAACACCUUUUGAUAAAUCAAGUGGUUCAAUCAAGAGAUUUGCCACUAGAUGGUACAAAAUCUUCUGCUAAUGACCAGAAUGGCCAAUUAUGGCAGAAGUGCUUGUCACUGCCAGUGGCAAGCAAACCACUCCCUCAAUGUGAUAGUUGUGGUGAGAGUUCCACCUCCACUCUGAACACCAAUCAUGGGGUCUUGCAUGUACAAGGUAAUGUUCAACCGCUUGUUCUCGAGACAAGAUCAGAUGAGACACUUAACAAUGGACGAGAUGGUGAAGAUCCAUUCAACAUGGAACAAUACCACCACAUGCUUGCCCACCUGCGAAGCCACCCCUAUUGAGUAGACAAAGAGGCGAUUCUGAUGGACUCAAAACACCAAGAGCUCGGCAAGAUGGGCAUGAAAGUCUAACUUCCCAUAAGGUGAAGCCUAGAAGUCCAUCUAGGGGGCAUGUGGUGUCUAAGAGACCACAUCAAUCACAAGCAACACAUGUUUGUGCUAAGCAUGCUAAUUUGGCUAAGUUUGAAAAUGGGGGCAUGCAUCCAACCAAUUGUAGUGGAAAUUAGGGCAUAUCUAACAAGUCACGACGCGAGAAAGCCAUAAAAAGUUAUUGCAUAUUUGAAAAUUUGGCUAAGUAUGGACAACGCAUGUCCAAAAAGUCAUAUGAAGUCCAAGCCACACAUGUUUGUGAUAAGCAUGCUAGUUUGGCUAAGUUGUGACAUGGGGGCAUGUCAGUGUCACCCAUCAUGAAGUAUGAAGUAGGGCGCAUGUCUUGGAAGACACAACAGGUUGAAGACACUCAUGGCUUUUGUAAGUGUAAAAAUAUGAUUAAGUCUGGCAUGCCACCAAUCACAAAUAGUGGACUUGGGGGCAAGUCCAACAAGGAAAAACGUGACAAAGCCAAAAAGAGUUAUUGUGGUCUUACGAUUACGAAUACAGCUAAGUAUGGGAAAGAAGCCAUGUCACCGACCAUGAAUAAUGGAGUAGGGGGGGGGGGGGGGUAUGUCCAAUAAGCUAAAAGAAUUCCAAGCCACACAUGCUUGUGACAAGCAUGAAAAUUCGGCUAAGUGCGGACAGGGGGGCAAGUCCAUGUCCAUGAGUAAUAUGUACAUGUUACCAACCACGAAGGAUGGACAAGGGGGCAUGUAUAAUAGGUCACAAUACAAACAAAUGAAGCUUGACCGCUCAAAGAAAUAAGGAUGGUUAUGUGCUAAGUGUAAAGGGCAACAAGGUUUAGAUGUGGAAAGACAAAGGCAAAUGGACCACAUGUUGGGAGUAAACAUGUUCCAACCAUGAGGGAACCAAGGCAGAGGAAUACUCAUGGUCGUCUUGACAUGGCAAGUGAUGUGGCUAAGGUAUAUGAGCAUGGGACCCUAUGGAAGGCCACCAAGGCUAGACAUGACGACCAUAUACCACCCACUGGUAAACUAGAAGAUUCGAAUUUAAUGUAUGGAAAGUCAUGUUCCAUGGGGGAAAAGAGGCAUGUGGUCUAUGGAUUGCUUGCCUGCUUUAAUCCAUGGACUUGGUAGUGGGUGUACACUUUUGGCGCAUUAGUUGUUGCCAAAGGCAAUGGAGAGCAGUGACUCUAUCACUCCUUGCCAUGUUAAAUAAAUAAAUCAAAUAUAUGCCUAUAUAUUAAAUAAAUAAAUAGUAGCUAACUAUUUCUAAACAAACAAAAAUAUAUAAGUAACAAAUUUGAUUUAGAGUUGUUAAAUUUUGAUUUGAAGAUCUCGUAGCCAAGUCAUUAUGAUGGCUUGGCAUGCCGAGUCAUAUAUCAGAUCAUGCCAUGCCAUGUCGUUUUGUUCCAAAUAGCCACAUGUUUGAGUGAUGACCCUGACAUGAGGGGUAUGGUGCUUUGAAGAUGAAUGAUGGCUAGUCACGCAAAGGAUUAGAAAAAAAUUCUAAGUGUUAUUGAACCCCAUGGUCAUGGAAGAGAUGCAAGUUGGUGCUUGUCCUACUUACUCAUUGUGGCUAAGUAAUUUACUUCAGAAAAAAAAAAGAGUUGACCAGCACAAGGACAAGCUAAUUCCUUGGCUACGCAUCUAUACUGCGAAACAUAAAAGGAGAGGGAUAUGAUUUUCUUAAAUUAAUUCUCUUCAUUGGCUUAAUUAAUUAAUUGUCCUCUUCUCGUUUGUACAAUAUUCUCGUUUGUACAAGAAGGAAAAAAUAAUGAAUUAUUUCAUUGUUC